AUGGAUGAGCAAAUUUCUAAGGGAAUUUAUGUGCUUUGUUGGAAAAAAAGGUGCUAUUAUUUGGCUCUCGCUUAUAACUGCAGUAAAAAAUAUGUUGAAUGCUCCGCUCUUCUCACGAGGGCUAUACAACAUGCUGAAAAAGCAAUUACAUCUCUUAAGCGCGCCACUUCAACCUGGACUAAAGCUGAAGAAUGUAUCGCACCUGGACCUGGUCCUGAUGCCUUAUCAAUAUCUCUUCAAUCUCUUAUAUUACAGGCUGAAUCAGAAGAUUUUACUUGCAAAGCAGCCUCAAUGCUUAAUACAGUAGAGGAAAGCGAGUCAGUGUCGUUUACCCCCCUUUCUGAUACCACAGGGGUGGAUGGUUCACGAAAAACACUGAUUGAUCGCUUGGAUAUUUACGCCGACGAAAAAUCUGUUGAGAAGUCAUUCAGUAACUUUGUUUAUCCCUUUGUUCAUAUGCCUCCUACGUUUCGUCCUGUCCCUGUAAAACCAAUCUUCUUCGACCUUGCUUUAAACCAUAUUAAUUUUCCAUCUUUGGAUGACAAAAUUGGUCUGAAGACUAGUACAUCUAAGUCUUCUGGUCUUACAGGUCUUAUGCGUGGAUGGCUGUGGCGGGGAUCGGAGCCCACAGAAUCUUAAACCCAGUAUUUUGACACUUCUUUUUUGUUUCCGUUUUCAUAUAGCUAUUGGUAUUGAAUUAUUGAUUUUUGUGUACUGUAGGGUGUGUUAUAUGUUUUCAUCAACAUAUUCUUCUUUCAUACCAUAAAAUGGACUGGUCCUCAAUAAUAAUAUUACUUGACUUGUAACUUUCUCCAUUUUCACGUGGCAAGGGUCUAUAUAUUGGUAUUUGUUCCGUUCCUCUGUGACGCCUUUAGGCGCGUUUUCGUGACUUUUGUACAUAUAGUUAGUGGACAGCUGUUUAUACAGAAACAUUUAUAGAUUUGGAUACACUGAUGUUUAAAUAACCCACUAGCAGUAAACAGGUCAUAGUGAUGCUUCCCGCUUAAGUGUAUAUAUUUUUGAGAUUAAUUUGUUUCUGCCUAUAAAACACCUAAAUAAUAUUAUUGUUCAUGCUAAUUGUAGCACUUAUUACAGCG
Molecule: messenger RNA, 1097 nt
Organism: Schistosoma turkestanicum
Lineage: Eukaryota; Metazoa; Platyhelminthes; Trematoda; Strigeidida; Schistosomatidae
Source: the annotation of a GenBank genome assembly